This is a messenger RNA of Camponotus floridanus (Florida carpenter ant), 2439 nucleotides long. RefSeq names its product protein hunchback. Lineage: Eukaryota; Metazoa; Arthropoda; Insecta; Hymenoptera; Formicidae. The coding region runs from base 436 to 2244 and encodes 602 amino acids. Gene Ontology annotation, biological process: regulation of gene expression. Gene Ontology annotation, cellular component: nucleus. The record is from RefSeq and is a predicted model, not a curated record. The transcript is spliced from 4 exons.
CCUGACCUUAUUUAUCGUUCUCUCAGAUAUUUGUAACUCGCGUUUGUAAUCAGUACAAAAUAUAAGAGUAAUAAUUAUCGCGGCUUUAAAAAAAAGUGCUGAGUGAUACGUCGACAGUUCUCUGUGGACACCUUGUGAAUAAAUACUUCUUAAAUAUUUCCUGUAAAAGAAGAUUCACACAAUUGAAGGAUGAUAAAACUGAAGAUUUGAAUGCAUCAGCGAAAUGAAGAGAAACCAUACAAGUUUAUAUACUUGUGUCGAAUUAAUAACGGGUCAAGGAACAAUAACAUUCACAUUAUUCAGAAAUCACGUCUAACUAGGGUGAUAAAAUUGUGAAAGAAGAGCUGGAAAAAAAUUAUAAUUAUUUUGAUUUCGAUGUUUUGUUUCAUCAUAAGACCAACAAUUCCAACUAAUAAAAAAAGCAAAUGAUUUUUCAUGAUGAAUUGUAACUUAUCACCCAUUUCCAAAAACAGCCUGCAACUCGUUUACGAAAAUUCCAACUUAUCUGAGGAAAUUAUGCAACAUCAAAACAUGAACUAUCAAGUAGAUCAGUCGAUGGACAUUAUGUCAAAUAUUAUGAAGUCCAGUGAGGAUAUCGAUCUUGUGCACAAUACCCUGCAAUGUCCAACGUGCAUUUUUACUACAUCAAUCAGAUCAAAAUUUACCGAACAUUUAAUCAGCCAUUGCACAUCAAAAUGCAACAAUCCACAUUUUAAAGCUAUCCUCGCACAAUUGCCAAUCUUCUUUCAAGGCAAAAGCAAUUGCUCUUUUCCUACAUUAGAGGAAUAUGCCAUGCACGCAACAGAGGAGAUAGACAAAUCUAAACUUCCUCACGUGAAUCAAAGCAAUAUAAAACAGAAACAAAAUGCAGAUUUCCGAGAAGGUAAAAGUUGCAAACAAUGUAACUUCGUAGCGACCACGAAAAUGGAAUAUUGGGAACAUAUGCGUUGCCACAUCAAAGGCUUUACUUGUUCUAAAUGCUCUUUCGUUACCAAAUAUAAACAUCAUAUGAAUCACCAUUGGCUCAGUGUUCACGACGGCUCCAAGCCGUUCAAGUGCAAAAAGUGUUCCUAUACAUGCGUAAGCAAGUCAAUGCUAACUAGCCAUCUAAAAAAACAUUCGAAUAUUUAUCCGUACAGAUGUGCGAACUGCUCGUACAAAACUAAAUUUUGCAAUGCGUUAAAAAAGCAUCUGCGAAAAAAAGAGCAUCAACCAGCGAUGGUGUUGAACGCUGAUGGCACGCCAAAUCCCUUAUCUAUCAUCGAUGUCUAUGGUACCAAACGCGGGCCCAGACAAAAAUCAUCCGUUGACAAAGAAGAUGAGUUAGAUGAGAGCACUGAUCAGAGUACGAUAAUCAACAAUAGCCAGCUUAGUUCAGCAUCAACUUCCCCAAUUUUACCACUUCACUCACCGGUCACUCGUUAUUUAACUGUGACGACGAUGAAUGAAAUGAAUGAUGCAAACAGGAUAAUCCAGAACAGCAUGAAACAAAAUCAACCUGCCGUGACGUUUCCUUAUAAUGAUCUUGUUGCUGCAUUUAACUUGUCAAACCACCUUUUGCAUCGCGAAGAUGCGACGUUUCAUAAAAAUAUGCAGGAAAUUAAUCAUCACGUCCACGCGAAUACGUUAAUGGAGUACGUAAAAAUCAUGAAAAUGUCUGAGGAAUAUGUCCAGAAUUUGCCUACAACUUGUUUAGACGCAAAUGAUGCAAAUAAACCUCAUAUUUCCGAUAAUGUAAAGACUGCUAGUAAUGAAUCCUCGACAUUCGUGACGCUAAAAACUCAACUAAAGUCACAAAAAGAUGAGUCCACAGAUGCACCGUUGGAUCUCCGCAUCAGCGAAGUAAAAAAUCAAUUUCAAUUCCAAUUAUUAGCUACAAAUUCAUCAAAGAUCAUUGGCACCAAUAAACGCAAGGGUAAAGCAAUGAAACUCGAACGUCGCGCGAUGGAAGAGGACACGAAUCCAGAACAGAAGGAAAUAGAAUCUCUCAAAUCUUCGAUAAUUAGUGAAUCCGACAUUCGGAGAGAAAAUCAAAAUAUAAAGGAUAACAAGGGCAAAACCAUUGCUGAUUCGAUCGAGCACAUCUGCCACUAUUGCGAGAUCACGUUCGGUAACGUUGUCAUGUAUACCAUGCAUAUGGGUUGUCACGAUUUCGAUGAUCCUUAUACGUGCAAUAUGUGCGGUCACCACUGCACCGAUAAACUAUCUUUCUUUCUGCAUAUCGCUCAAUCGCAGCAUACAUAAAAGCGAUAAAUCGGAUUUGUUUGGAAUGGAAAUCCAAAAUCUACGCUGCGAGUAACGCACAUGAGAAAAAAAAAGUGAACGAGAUAGAAGAGAAAAUUUUUAAUACAAUUCUAGUCAAAAAUGAUAUAAUAUAGACGAUUGAUAAGCACUUGCAUUUGCUAGAAAUAUAUAAUUUUAAAAAAAAGUAGAGAAAAU